GAGUGCUCUAUCUUCUCUGUUUCUAGUAUCUUUGCCUAUAUGAAUAAUUCAUUAACUAGGCCUAGUCGAUUUGUUGCUACGUGUGGCGCCAUUUUGUUGUGAAACAAACAGUCCGUGUCAUGUGAAUAAUUAUAACUCCAUGUGUGAAUGCAGCUGAAAACAGCCUGGCUAAUAGAGAGUUUUAUUGAUUUUUAUGGUAUAUAAUUUAUGUCAGUCAGCCGCCCACGAUAAAAGUAGAAUGUUGUGAGUAAACAGAAGACGAACAGACGACGUCAGUAAGAUUUUCUUGUAAUAAUCAUUAUAUUUAGGCCUAGGGCCUACUCCAUUUUAAUUGCUUUGAGGCCUAUCACGUCUGUGAUGACUGAUCCGAGCCAUGAUUCAAGACAAACAUGAAUGCAAACAGCGACACAGAUGGCACAAUCAUGUACAUCCAGCAUACUCUAUCCAUGGUGAUAUAUUAAACAUCAAAAUCAGAGAGGGACGCAACAUAAUGGUGCAGCAUAUAGUUAAGGGUGAAAGAAGGCCUUCUUGUGUACUCAAGAAUGUAAAUAGUUUGUAUGUUGAUAGCAAUACCUCCCAAGUUCCUGUAAAAUGCAAUCAAUGUGUGUCAGAAAAUAUUGUUAUAGACAAAAUUGUAAAAUCUUCAGAAAUCCAUGAAGUUGAGACCUCACCAAUAGUAAGUGGAACAUCACCAACACGUAAUGUUAUAUUCUUUAUUCAUGGUGUUGGAGGCUCCUCAAAACUAUGGCAGCAUCAAAUUGAGUAUUUCUAUCAAGGAGACUAUGAGAUUGUAGUUCCGGACUUACUUGGUCAUGGAUUGAGCAGUGCCCCAAGGCCUAGGAAAGCUUACACAUUUACAGAAAUAGCAAAUGAUGUGCUUGCAUUGUUUGAUAAAUUUGCCAAAGAGAAAAAUAUACUUGUGGGGCAUUCUUAUGGGUGUUCAUUCUGUACAAAGGUGGCCUGUGAAAGAAGCAAUCAGGUAUCAAAAUUGAUAUUAAUUAGUGGUGGUGGUCCUCAAUCAUUAGAGCCUCAACCUUGCCAGAUAUUUUGCCUGCCAGUUUGGAUCUUGUCCUGCAUAAAGCCCAUAAUUGUCAAUGGAUUCACCAAACGUGCCUUCAAAGAUCCCAAAAAGCAGUCACAGUCAGACAAGGAUAACUCUUUCAACGCCCCAGUAAAUAUUCUCCAUGCUAUGAUGAAAGGACAAGAUUGGGCUGAGGGAAACAAGAGCUACCAUGCCGAAAUCAACACACCUGUUCUGCUCAUCUAUGGCAUGCAGGAUCAAUUUAUAAGCCUUUAUGAGGAAGACGAGAUGGUGAAGACAAUUCCCAACUGUAAAUUGGAAACUGUAGAAGCUGGCCACAUGGUGAUGUUGGAGGAACCUGACAAGGUCAAUGACCUCAUUAAGGACUUCAUCGAUAACAACCUGUUUGAGUGGUCAGAAGUUGAAACACCACCUGAUGCCUAUACACCUGUCAAGCUUAGUAAUACAACUAGCAAUUCGACAUUCCAGUAGUUUAAAUAUUUAUAUUGUAUUAUAUUUAUAUACCUGUAUUAUAAUUUACACAGGGAUACUUUAUUGAGAAAAGUAUAGUUUUUAUAGAACAGUUCAUAUUACCAUUAUAUUAGUGAUACAAAAAUAAUUUUGAUUUAUCCCUAACUAAACUUGCAUACAGUACAUCCUUAUGAUUACACUUUGAAGUGAUUACACUCUGAAGUAAUUCCUUCGGUAGAAAAUCAUGACAUUCUGUGUGCUAUUUUUCUGGGUACCGCCUAUACUGCAAUUAACAGAUUCAAGAUAUUAUCAAGUAAUUACAUGCAGUGUUAAUGUAUUUGUAUUUUUUGUCAGUUAAAAUCUGUUAGGAAACUGUUUUUACAGAAAUUUAUUGGAGUAGUGGACAGUAGUUAUUGUGUAUAAGCCCACCUCGGACCCCUUGA
Messenger RNA from Anneissia japonica, 1935 nucleotides. RefSeq names its product protein ABHD8-like. The transcript is spliced from 5 exons. The record is from RefSeq and is a predicted model, not a curated record. NCBI's taxonomy places the organism in Eukaryota, Metazoa, Echinodermata, Crinoidea, Comatulida, Comatulidae. Bases 374 to 1513 code for a protein of 379 amino acids. Gene Ontology annotation, molecular function: catalytic activity.